This is a messenger RNA of Pseudopipra pipra, 5324 nucleotides long. It is a transcript of the gene EPHA8, whose product is annotated as EPH receptor A8. Gene Ontology annotation, molecular function: protein binding; ATP binding; transmembrane-ephrin receptor activity. Bases 202 to 3156 code for a protein of 984 amino acids. The transcript has 17 exons. Lineage: Eukaryota; Metazoa; Chordata; Aves; Passeriformes; Pipridae. The record is from RefSeq and is a predicted model, not a curated record. Gene Ontology annotation, cellular component: plasma membrane; dendrite. Gene Ontology annotation, biological process: axon guidance; protein phosphorylation; ephrin receptor signaling pathway.
CACCCAGCCCAUUGGCUUGCGAGCGGUGACGGGCAGGCUGCUCCCUCCCCGCUCGCUCGCCCGUGUGGCUGCGAGCAAUGUGCGCAAAGUGCCUUUGCAUUAGCCGGUGAGUGCCGUAGCUCUGGACAGAGGUAGCUCGCUCGCAGAGGUGCUGGGACGACAGAGGUGGCCCUGUCCCGCGCCUGGUGGCCCCGCCGGACCAUGGCAUGGGCACAGGGGGGUCUGACAUCCUCGCUCUCCAUCGUCAUCACGUUGGCUGCCUGCCUCUCUGCCACCACCAGCGAAGUGAACUUGCUAGACACGUCAACAAUCCCGGGGGACUGGGGCUGGAUGACUUAUCCCUCACAUGGGUGGGAUUCGAUCAAUGAGAUGGACGAGUUUUUCAGCCCCAUCCACACCUACCAGGUCUGUAAUGUCAUGACCCCCAACCAGAACAACUGGCUCCGGACCAACUGGGUUCAGCGGGACGGCGCGCGGCGGGUCUACGCCGAGAUCAAAUUCACGCUGAGGGACUGCAACAGCAUGCCAGGUGUGCUGGGCACCUGCAAGGAGACCUUCAACCUCUACUACAUGGAGUCCGACCGGGACCUGGGCACCAGCACCCGGGAGAGCCAGUUCAUGAAGAUCGACACGAUCGCGGCGGACGAGAGCUUCACCAACGUGGACCUGGGGGUGCGGCGCCUGAAGCUGAACACGGAGGUGCGGGGCGUGGGGCCGCUGAGCAAGAGGGGCUUCUACCUGGCCUUCCAGGACAUCGGGGCGUGCAUUGCCAUCGUCUCGGUGCGGGUGUACUACAAGAAGUGCCCGGCUACAGUGAGGAACUUGGCAUCCUUCUCUGAGGCCGUGACGGGGGCGGACUCGUCCUCCUUGGUGGAAGUGCGGGGAGAGUGCGUGGGCCACUCGGAGGAGAGGGACACCCCCAAGAUGUACUGCAGCGCCGAGGGAGAGUGGCUGGUGCCCAUCGGGAAGUGCGUGUGCAGUGCUGGCUACGAGGAGCAGCGGGAUUCCUGCAUGGCCUGCCAGCUGGGAUUUUACAAGUCGGCCCCUGGGGACCAGCUGUGUGCCAAGUGCCCCUUGCACAGCCACUCGGAGAGCCGGGCAGCCCGGGUGUGCCGCUGCGACAGCAGCUUCUACCGGGCGGUGCAGGACCCGCCCUCGGCCGCCUGCACACGCCCUCCCUCCGCUCCUGUGAACCUGAUCUCCAGCGUGAACGGCACCUCGGUGACCCUGGAGUGGGGCCCCCCCCUGGACAAGGGGGGCCGUGCCGACGUGGUGUACAACGUGCAGUGCCGGCGCUGCGCGGGGGACGCGGGGCCGUGCGAGGCCUGUGGCAGCGGCAUCCGCUUCGUGCCCCAGCAGAUGAGCCUGGUGCAGGGGGCACUGACCGUCACCAACCUCCUGGCACACACCAACUACUCCUUCUGGGUGGAGGCCGUGAACGGCGUCUCCGACCUCAGCCUGGAGUCCAGGAGAGCCGCGGUCGCCAACAUCACGACAAACCAGGCAGCCCCGUCGCAGGUGGUGGUGGUGCAUCAGGAGAGCACGGGCCAGAACAGUGUCACCUUGCUGUGGCAAGAGCCAGACCAGCCCAAUGGCAUCAUCCUGGAGUACGAGAUCAAGUACUACGAGAAGGACAAGGAAAUGCAGAGCUAUUCCACUCUGAAAUCCAAGAGCACCACUGCCACCAUCUCUGGGCUCAAGCCUGCGACCCGCUACAUCUUCCAGGUCCGGGCUCGCACCUCGGCCGGCUGCGGGAGGUUCAGCCAGACUGUGGAGGUGGAAACAGGGAAGCCAGUGUCCCUCCGCUACGACACGAUGACGAUUGUCUGGAUCUGCCUGACGCUCAUCACUGGCCUCGUCGCCUUGCUGGUGGUCCUGAUCUGCAAGAAGAGGCACUGUGGGUACAGCAAGGCUUUCCAGGACUCUGAUGAGGAGAAGAUGCAUUAUCAGAAUGGGCAAGUGAAGUUCCCUGAGUCCAAGUUCUACGUGGAUCCCCACGCCUACGAGGACCCCUGCCAGGCCGUGCACGAGUUCACCCGUGAAAUAGAGGCCUCCCGGAUCAAGAUCGAGAAGGUCAUUGGGUCUGGGGAGUCUGGAGAGGUGUGCUAUGGCCGCCUGAAGCUGCCAGGGAAGAGGGAGAUUCCCGUGGCCAUCAAGGCACUAAAGGCAGGCUACACAGAGAAGCAGAGACGGGACUUCCUGAGCGAGGCCAGCAUCAUGGCACAGUUCGACCACCCCAACGUCAUCCACCUGGAAGGGGUGGUGACCAGGAGCAAAUUGGUAAUGAUUGUUACUGAAUACAUGGAGAACGGCUCGCUAGACACCUUCCUCAGGAAACACGACGGGCAGUUCACCAUCAUCCAGCUGGUGGGGAUGUUGCGUGGCAUCGGAGCGGGCAUGAGGUACCUGUCGGACCUGGGCUACGUGCACCGGGACCUGGCUGCCCGAAACAUCCUGGUCAACAGCAACCUGGUCUGCAAAGUGUCCGACUUCGGCCUCUCCCGCAUCCUGGAGGACGACCCCGACGCUGCCUACACCACCACGGGGGGGAAGAUCCCCAUCCGCUGGACGGCUCCGGAGGCCAUCGCCUACCGCAAGUUCUCCUCGGCCAGCGACGUGUGGAGCUACGGCAUCGUCAUGUGGGAGGUGCUGGCCUACGGCGAGCGGCCCUACUGGAACAUGACCAACCGGGACGUCAUUAACUCCGUGGAGGAAGGCUACCGCCUGCCUGCCCCCAUGGGCUGCCCCACCACCCUGCAUCAGCUCAUGCUGGACUGCUGGCAGAAGGACCGCGGCGAGAGGCCGCGCUUCUCCCAGAUCGUCUGCGUCCUGGACAAGCUGAUCCGCAACCCCGACAACCUCAAGUGCACGGCCACCGUCAACAGGUUCACCCAAACCCACUCGGACAGGGGUCUCCUCGACCUGAGCAGCUGCUUGACUGUGGAGGACUGGCUGGACUCCAUCCGGCUGGGGCACUACCGGGACAACUUUGCCAUGGCCGGGUACUCCUCCCUGGGCAUGGUGAUGCGCAUGAACAUCGAGGAUGUUCGGAGUCUGGGCAUCACCAUGAUGGGCCACCAGAAGAAGAUCUUGAGCAGCAUCCAGGCCAUGAGAUCCCAGCUGCUGAACACAAAUGGCCCCAGGAGACAUCUCUGAUCACCAGCUCCGCAGACACACGUUGGGCAUUCCUUAACACUUACCCUGGCAAAGGGGCAGCAGGGUAGUGAGCGGGAAAAGGGGCACCAGACCAGGAGCUGGAACCCUGCCAGCAUCUCUGAUUUCAGCAUGGGUGGAAACAUGGCAUUCCAGAUACCUCGGUGGUCCUGCUGCCUCCUUCCCCCGUCUGAAGGAGGGAGCAGCCUUCCAAGUGGGCUAGGGACAUGUCAUGCCUCUCUACUAUGUCCCUGUGGGACUGGGGGUCUCCACACAACUGUUCAGGACGGGUGGAAACCCCUUCACACAGCAGGAUGGUCCCAGCUACACCCGCAGGUGGAGGGAUAUCAGACACAUCAGCAAUACCAGGAGGAGUGGGACUGGGCUUGCCAUGGCACACAGCUCCUUGGAUCUCUGAACUGAGCAGGGCUUCACAGGCUGCCACACAGCCUCCCAGUACCUCCCAGUGUACUCCAGCCUGGACGUCCUGAACUGCACCAGCCUUCAGGUGACUUCACAGUCCAUCUCUGCCAAGCACAGGAGGGCAGGGGACAGAGUACAAGGUGGCAGUGCCAGGAACAGCUGGCUCUGCCUUCAGAGGAGACUUCCCAGCGUGGAGGAGAGUUGUCCAGGGCCUGCUGCCUGGAUCCUCAAGAAUUCCCCAGGGUGCAGCAGGACACUCUCCCUCUUCAACCCACCAGGACAGCUUCUCCCUGGAUCCAGCACAACCAACCAGGGCAGCCCAGACACAUUUUCUAGGGCCACAAGCUCAGGUUUCUCCACCAGCAGAACCAUCCUGGCCUCCUCUAGAACAGAGAGGAGUGGGAGACUGUGCUCCCAUCUUACACGAUGGAGAGACAGAGAAACUUCUACCAAACUCUUCUCUGGUUUUAUAUUGCCCCAGAGAAAUCCAAGAGCUGUGAUGCCACAAGGCUGCCUGUGCCCAGGGCUGCCAGGUCACCUGCAGAGAGGGGUCCUGCCAGGAUUUCCAGCUGCAGAGUCCUGUGCCUGGGGACAGGGGCUCUGGGCACAGAGGAUCUCCACCACUACCCAUCUGGUGACCCCAGUGAGUGGGAGGGUGGAGGGUCCUCCACAUCCCUCCUCUUCCCCACAGGAGUAUCUCUUUGGGCAAGCUUGCCUGAUGCCUCUGAAGAUAUGUGGAGCUGGUCCAAGAGGCUGAGCUGGCUGCAGAGCUGCAGAUGAACUGGGGAGAGGGGCAGGCUGUGGGCUGGGAAAGGUUUUUUUUGGGUGUAAAUACAAUUUUCUAUGGGUUUGGGAACUGUUUUACUGAAAUAGGAAGUUAAGUACACAAAAAUGGUCUCAAAGCACAGAAGCCUCAGUUGUGGGGCUGAACUCACUGCAAAAAAAAUCUGCUGGGGAUGUGGCUGGGGAGUGGGGGCUGGAGAGGAGAAGGGCUGGAGGGGAGCCACAAUCACUGCCAGGAUCCAGCCUGGCCCACAGCACCCUGUCCUUAGCACUGGCACAGCAAACCCAAUGCAGGUAGUGGUAGGACUUGGCUGUUCCUCCCAGGGCUGUUUGGGCACAAGGGGGGUGGGGGGCGGGUUAAAGCCAUUUCUCAGCUGCAAUAAUCCUGGCUAAACUGGCCUUUCCAGGGCUGGCUUGGCUUUCCAUGCAGGGCUCUUAUGUCCUGAUGGAUUCUCUGACUAUGGCGGGCACUUUACUUCUUCCUAUGGAAGCUUUUUGUAACGGGGGACAAGAUGCAAUGUGUUGUUUCAUUUCUAUUGCACCCUAUGUCCUGCACUCAACCCUGUCCCAGGCCCUCCCCACAGCUGGACAGAGUGACAGCAGAGGGACAGAGGGUCAGCCCAAGCCCUGCAGCACAGGGUGGUGGGUGCUGGCCGUGUCCUCCCUUCCCAACAUUUGGGACUCCCUGGAGGGUGAGUCCGUCAUGGACACACUGGUGAGAGCAGAGGUCAGACCAGUGCCACAGACCUGUGUCCUUGGGGGUUUGCUGGGCAACCCUGGCCAGGUGGGCUGCAGGAUCUGAGGCUGGGAGCUGCCAGAUGGCCCCUUUCCGGGUGGUUCAUGAGUCAGAUCCUGCAGCAUGGGGUCACUGGGCUGCUCUAGGCUGCAGGGAUGGCAGGGCAGGGUUUGCCUUUUAUGUUCAGUGUGCACUUCCUCCUGGACAAUAAAAAUCCUUCUUCCCACAA